AAAAAAAUCAAGGGUCCGAACAACAGCAGUACAUACCUGUGCCGAGUCAGGAGUAAGACCACGAGGAGGGAAGAAACGUUUCCCUAUCUUCGGAUCGCCGUCCAAAGACCUGACAUAUAGAAAGGGAAAGAUGAGCACGGGUAUCCGACCCGCUAUCGAAACUUUUGACGGUCAUGUCGAACAUACCCAACCUCGACGCCUCUAGCGAGGAGCAACCACUGCUCCAGGACUUCAACGUUGACCGGUCAUACGGAGGAAUUGCCGGAGGAGAAUUGCUAUCUACGGGCAUUCAGCUGCCUAAAGAGGUAGCUUCGGAGUGGGCGCUUGCCGGAAUCGGUCUUUCUCUGCUUGUAGAUUCGAUACCAGUUAUACUGUCUUAUAUCCUCCAGAAUUCGAUACAAACCGUCUCGAUUUUAGUCGUUGGUCGGCUCGGUCCCAAUGAACUCUCUGUGGCCGCAUUUUCGCUCAUGUUCGCCAUGGUGACUGGGUGGUGCGUUGCACUGGGCGGAACCACGGCUCUUGAUACUUUGGGCUCUCAAGCUUUCACUGGUGGAGAUCAACCCUCAGACGUUUCUAUUCAUCUUCAACGAUGCGUUGCACUGCUUUGGCUCUUGUUUGUGCCUGUUGCUGCCUUGUGGUACUUCGUCGAACCUGUGCUGCGUUUACUUGGUCAAGAAGAAUCUCUUAGUUCGGACGUACAGGUUUUUCUCAGAGUUCUAAUUCUGGGUGCUCCCGGUUACAUCGCUUUCGAAAGCUUAAAGAAAUACUUGCAAUGUCAAGGAAUCAUGCGAGCUGCCACGAUGGUACUGCUGGCAGUAUCGCCAUUGAAUCUUGUCCUCAAUGUUUUUCUAGUGCACCAUACUCGUUUAGGCUUGCUAGGAUCGCCCGUCGCGAUCUCAGUUACCUAUUGGGUUGCUUUCUUGCUUCUUUGUGUCUUCACCGCUCUCUCUCCUACUCACCGUCAUAACAAAACAUGGGGUGGAUUCCGGCCAUCCAUCGUCUUCAACCCGAAGAGUUGCCUCAUGUUUCUGCAGUUGGCUAUUCCCGGUAUCUUGAUGGUCGGCACAGAAUGGGCCGCUUUUGAAAUUGUGGCACUAGCUGCCGGCCGGUUAGGCACUCUGUCCCUUGCGGCUCAGUCUGUUAUAAUGACAACUGAUCAAGUUCUUAACACAAUUCCGUUCGGCAUAGGUGUCGCUGCGUCAACGCGAGUUGGCAAUCUUAUUGGCUCCCGUUCAGCGACAGGCGCGAAGUAUGCCAGUCACGCCGCAGCGUCCCUCAGCGUUGUUGUUGGCGCUGUCGUGAUGACGGUCAUGAUGGUUACCAAAGACCAAUUCGGUUACAUUUUCAGUGACGAUAGGGAUGUCGUGCGGCUCGUGAGCAAAGUGAUGCCAUUGGUUGCAUCUUUUCAGAUAGCAGAUGGUCUUGCCGGCUCUUGCGGUGGCGUUUUGCGUGGUCAAGGUCGACAGCAUCUUGGUGCAUUAUUCAAUUUGGUCGCAUAUUAUGUUCUGGCCCUACCCCUCGGAAUUACCCUCGCCUUUCAUCCCCGAACCCACCUUGGCUUGCAGGGCUUAUGGAUAGGCCAAGUAGUCGCGCUAUUUAUUGUCGGGAUAGGUGAAUAUGCCGUCGUAUGGCUCGCUACUGACUGGGAGAAGGAAGUCCAGAAGGGGAUAGACCGAAAUCACGAAGAGUCGAUGAGGAGACGCCAAUCUGGAAGAAUUGAUUGACCUUGUUGGCCUUGGUUCGUGAGGGAAGUAUCUCAUACAAUACGAAGGACAUUAAUGGUUAUUGUCCCAUUUUUUUUUGUAUACCAAGUGAGUACUUCAGACAGGGGUCGUCACUAUAGAUAAGCUUUGACCAGAACGAUAACGUCUGGGAUAUUCAAUUCAAGAGCCCUUCGACUUACACCUCCACUUUCCUUAUCUUGACUUAUCGGUGGAAGCCGUCCGAUAAGUUCACAGUCGUAAGCCAACCCGCGUAGCAGCCCUGGUAAGAACUGUAUCU
Somion occarium is the source of this 2001-nucleotide messenger RNA. The record is from the annotation of a GenBank genome assembly. NCBI's taxonomy places the organism in Eukaryota, Fungi, Basidiomycota, Agaricomycetes, Polyporales, Cerrenaceae.